GUAGGAAUAUUUACUUCCCGCUAUGACGCUGAUUCAAUAUUAUAAUUAAUAAUCACCAUAUCGGGAUCAUAUAUAUAUAAACUUAAAAGUUAAACAGUAGAAGUAUAAGAAAUAACACACAGCAUAAUGAAGAUAUCAGUUUUAUUUAUUGUUUUAAUUUCAUAUGUAUGGAACAUUCAUUGCGCUGCGACAGGGAUAUCCGAUGUCGCAUCUGUUCUUUCUUCUGUCGGACAUAAUGUAGUGCAAUUGAAAUCAGCCGCCGUAAAACCAGUCGUUGGAGAAUCACUAGGAUCUCCAUCUGAUGCUACUACAUUUGGACCUAUGUUAAAUAGCGGUGUAUUAAUAGAACCAGUACAAACCAAUGGAAAUGGUAUCUUGAGUCAAUUUCCAACGAACACAAAUAUACCGAUUCCAAUUCUUAUAAAAGAUGAUAAUUUACUGAUUAAAACUCCACAUACAGAAACUACGCCAAAACCGAUUCUCAUUAGAGAUGAUAAUUUGAUGUUAACGGGCGCUAAGGAAGCAACAAAUACAGAACUUGCGCCAGAACCUACGCCGAAACCUAUUCUAUAUAUAGAUAACAAUUUAAUGUUAACGGGUGGUAAGGAAGCGACAAAUACAGAGCUUGCACCAGAACCUACGCAAAAACCCAUUCUAUAUAUAGAUAACCAUUUAAUGUUAACGGGUGUAAAAGAAGCGAAAAAUACAGAGCUUGCACCUGAACCUACGCCAAAACCUAUUCUAUAUAUAGACAACAAUUUAAUGUUAACGGGUGGUAAGGAAGCGACAAAUACAGAGCUUGCACCUGAGCCUACGCCAAAACCAAUUCUAUAUACAGAUAACAAUUUAAUGUUAACGGGUGGCAAGAAAAUGACAAAUACAGAGCUCGCACCAGAACCUACGCCAAAACAUAUUCUAUAUACAGAUAACAAUUUAAUGUUAACGGGUGGUAAGGAAGCGACAAAUACAGAGCUAGCACCAGAAAUCACGCCAGAACCUAUUCUUUAUACAGAUAACAAUUUAAUGUUAACGGGUGGUAACGAAAUGACAAAUACAGAGCUUGCAAUAGAACAUACGCCAAAACCUGUAUUGAGUGCACAUCAAAAUAUGAAACCUUGUCCGGAAUUUAAUUCACGAUAUGAGAAAGGCUCGUUCGUUGUUACAUUAGAUGAUGGAAAAUGUGAAAUGAUAGUUAACCAGAAACCUGUCCAAGAAAAGCAGAGCAAUCCAUGGGCUCCAGGAAGACAUUCUCCAGUUUAUGAAUUAUUAACCAGAAAGUACAAUCCAGAAGUCACCUUCAGGCAGACAGCACUGGCACCAAAAGAUCAUCAUUGUCACCACCAUACAAGAAAGAUGGGAUCCUUUUUUGUAGUGGAUACCGUGUUAGGACGCUGUCAAAUGGUAAUUGGAAUACCUACACUGCCUGACCUUCGAUAUAUUAUGUCAAACACAAGACCAGCAUGGAGUCCGCCAAUGAGAAAACUGCCAAGAUGGCCUCGACGUUCUUCAGAAAGUGACUCUGAUGACUAAACUGUGUGUUUCGCUCAAUUCUAUUGAAAUCCAUCCAUUAUUUCAAUCAAUUAAUUUAUUAAAUAUUUUCGUAUA
Messenger RNA from Mytilus trossulus (common blue mussel), 1605 nucleotides. RefSeq lists its product as uncharacterized. NCBI's taxonomy places the organism in Eukaryota, Metazoa, Mollusca, Bivalvia, Mytilida, Mytilidae. The record is from RefSeq and is a predicted model, not a curated record. The coding region runs from base 127 to 1530 and encodes 467 amino acids. The transcript is spliced from 5 exons.